UUGCCAUGGAAACGUCACCACCUGCUAGUAAACAAACAUAACGUGCUCGGAGUAUGUCAGCUGCGACGUAGAUCAAUUAGGAAUAACAGCUUAUAUUCAACGUUUUUUAAGUGAAAUAUCAAGAUAGAACCACGUGAACAUAUUGUUAUUAACAAUUAUUAGUGAUACUUAUCUGAAGAUGAGCUGCCGAACUCCAUAACGUCUCACAUCUGUUCCGUACCAUUCAACGUUCUUACGUUCAGCGUAAAAUGCAGUCUUGUUAAUUGACCAUGGGUAUGGAGGCGUAUACGGUGGUGGGAAGGAUCGGCGAGGGCGCCCACGGGGUGGUAGUGAGGGCCAGACAUAACCUGACGGGGCAGAUGGUGGCGCUGAAGAAGAUCCCACUGAGGCGGCUGGACCAGGGCAUGCCCACCACCGCCCUUAGGGAAAUCAAGGCUCUCCAAGAGAUCGACUCGAAACACGUUGUGAGGUUGCUGGACGUGUUCGCUGAGGGAGCCGGGUUUGUGUUGGCGGUAGAACUAAUGUUGGGUGACUUGGGAGAGAUGAUCCGCGAUGCUACACGACCUCUGACCUCAGCCCAGGUCAAGGCCUACAUGACCAUGUUGCUCUCGGGGGUCGCCUUCCUUCACGAGCGGAACAUCAUGCACAGGGACCUGAAACCUGCUAACCUGCUGAUCAGCGAGACAGGUCAGCUGAAGAUAGCUGACUUGGGCCUAUGCAGGGUGUUUACCAAGGAUGGCAAGAGACCUUACUCUCAUCAGGUGGCGACCCGCUGGUACCGAGCUCCCGAGUUGCUGUAUGGUGCCCGCCACUACGACGAGGGGGUCGACCUCUGGGCCGUCGGCUGUAUCUUCGGCGAAAUGCUCAACAAUUCUCCUGUCUUCCCGGGAGAGAGCGACAUCGAUCAGCUGUGUGUGGUGCUGCAGAUCCUGGGAACCCCUAGCGAAGCCACCUGGCCUGGCCUGUCCGACCUCCCUGACUACAAGAAGAUCACCUUCCCUGAAUCCAAGCCCAUUCCCUUAGAGCAGGUAUUGCCAGAUGCUCCACCUGAUGCCAUGGAUCUUGUGAAGAAAUUCCUCGUCUAUAGUUCCAGCAAGAGAAUAUCAGCCAGGAAGGCGCUGCUCCACCAGUACUUCUUCACGGCGCCAGUGGCCGCCCCACUCAGCCAGAUGCCUGUGCCGCCCCUGGAGAAGCAGCAACCACCCGCCACUAACGACUACGUCACAGACUUUCCGCUACAUCAGAUCACUGACGUCAUCCAUGAUUAUCUCCACUCACUCUACGUGAAGGGUUAACCUCGUCCUCGUCUACAGUCACCACCACCAUACAUGAAAAGCCGAAUAUCUUUUUUUACCUUUGUCCAUUUCUACCGGCAUCUUUAUAUACACCAAAGGGUAACCUCAACCUUCUAAAAGUGUUACUUUUUUUUACGUAAAAACACUGUUCCAGUAUUUUUGGUAUUAAUUAUUUUGUAACAACAGUUUACUUUAUGGCGGAUUUAAGAGGUUACUGAUUAUAUCGUGAAUUUUAAUUUGGCUAUGGACAAUGUUUGGCGAGCACGUAGCUAACUGAAAAAUGAUAAUAGCCGUGUUUUAAUGACACUUAUCUUCACGGUGUGCUGAACUAUCUACUACUGUUUUGUAUUUAUUCUAUUAUAUAAUGUUUGUUGACGCCGGAAGCGGCUAGUUUAUUUUGCAUCCAUACAAUCCUGUUCUCCAAGCGACAUACAUUUUUGCUGAUGGAUUGGUAUAUUUGCAGUCUAUCGCCGAUUAAUAAUAUUUCUUUGUAAUAAUAGACUAAUAUUGACGUCUUUGGAAUUUACCUUUGUGUGUUUAGCAAUAAUAUUAUUAUUAUUUAUGUGAAGGUUUGGAAGCUAUAUUUAAGGACUUACAAAUUUCACCACCGAAUCGAGUGCUGUGUAUACUGUACUAAUUUAUUCUCAUGGGAACUUUUUAUGUAUUUUACAUGAAUUUUUGUUUAAUAAACUUUAAAAUAUUAAA
Procambarus clarkii (red swamp crayfish) is the source of this 2000-nucleotide messenger RNA. Its product is annotated as cyclin-dependent kinase 20. The record is from RefSeq and is a predicted model, not a curated record. Gene Ontology annotation, molecular function: protein serine/threonine kinase activity; ATP binding. Gene Ontology annotation, cellular component: nucleus. Gene Ontology annotation, biological process: protein phosphorylation. Lineage: Eukaryota; Metazoa; Arthropoda; Malacostraca; Decapoda; Cambaridae.